This is a messenger RNA of Osmerus eperlanus (European smelt), 3313 nucleotides long. RefSeq names its product cadherin 17, LI cadherin (liver-intestine) (gene cdh17). Gene Ontology annotation, cellular component: plasma membrane; adherens junction; catenin complex. The transcript is spliced from 19 exons. The record is from RefSeq and is a predicted model, not a curated record. Gene Ontology annotation, biological process: homophilic cell-cell adhesion; cell morphogenesis; cell-cell adhesion mediated by cadherin. Gene Ontology annotation, molecular function: cadherin binding; calcium ion binding. NCBI's taxonomy places the organism in Eukaryota, Metazoa, Chordata, Actinopteri, Osmeriformes, Osmeridae. Bases 165 to 2765 code for a protein of 866 amino acids.
UCUCUCUCUCGCUGCCUUUGCUAAGUGAGUUUCUCAGAGUCCUCCAGGGCUGAAGGGCUGGAUCGUGUUGCCAGAAGAAGUAUACUGAGGGGGCUGCAAGUUGUUGGACUGUACGUAACAUGUGUGCUUGAGUCUCCUCACUGAAGCUCAUCAGAACUCCCACAAUGCACCUGUUGCUGUUCUCGCUCCUCAUCGGCAUAGCUGCAGGUGGAGGUCUGGAUGACAAGAAGGGACCCCUGGAAGACAAGGUUCUGGACGUUCCAGAGGCCGCUCCCGUACCCUACGCUCUUUAUCAGUUCCAUGCAGUCAACCCUGAUGUGAACGGCUUCAGGGUGAGCGGAGACUCGGAGGGGAAGAUCCAGAUCUCCAGAGAUGGAUGGCUCUACCUGGAAGAGGCUUUAGUCUGGGCCCACGCACACACACACACUCUGCAGGUGGAGGCGCUAGUCGACACUGAACCAGUAGAGGGUCCGUUCACUGUCACCAUCAACGUGCUGGAUAUCAACAACCACGCCCCUUCCUUCAACCAGACAGACUAUGUGGCUGUGAUCAGGGAAGGCAGUGUUGCAGGUGUUCCAUUCACGCGUGUGUUUGCAUCUGACCUGGAUGACCCUGAGUCGACCAACUCCCAUCUGAGCUACAGCUUGGUCAACCAGAUCCCCAACAAGCACAGCACCCCCUUCUUCCAGAUCAACACAGAGACAGGGGAGAUCUCCACCACCGAAGAGGGACAGCGCUUGCUGAAAGCCAGAGAGGGUGUUGUGUAUUCCAGAGGUCAGGAUGGCAGCAGCCAUGAUGCCUUGAAGAGGAAGUUUGAUGAGUACUGUUCCCCUAUAAAGGAUGUCCCAUACGAACUCAACCCCUUCUACACCUGUGUGGAGAGAGCAGAGAUGCGUAGGCUAAAUCCCCUGGAGGACCCAGACUUCGUUCUGUUUGUGCGUGUGGAGGACCUGGGCGGGCAGUCAGAGAAUGCUCUCAGCUCCAACACCAGAGUCAAUGUCGCUGUGCAGCAGAACCUGUGGGUCACCCCUGGACCAAUCACAAUCAAGGAACAUCUAGUGACCACAUACCCCAUGUUAAUUGCUAAGGUCCAGUCUAACACGCACAGCGCCCUCUACAGGCUGGUGCAGAAGGAGCGCCUGCUUCCUUUCCCCUUCAGUGUCACUCCCGAGGGAGAGGUCAUGCUGACUGAGCAGAUGGACAGAGAGGAGAAGAGCAGGUACACUGUGGUGGUGCUGGCUGAGGACCAUGAAGGGAACGAGCUGGACCCUCCCAUGGAGAUCCAGGUGCUGGUGGAGGACGUGAAUGACAACCCUCCGGUCUGCCUGCUGGACGAGACCGUGUUUGAGAUCCAGGAGAACGAGCUUCCAGGAAGCCCUCUGGGCCAGCUGCAGGUCAGCGAUGCGGACGAGGAGAACACAGUCAACUCCUUGCUGUCCUACACGCUCCUGAUCCAGGCUCCUGAAACCAGCUCCCCCAUGUUCUCUAUCGAUGAUAUCACGGGACGUGUCCAGUCCAGACAGCUGCUCAAGAGGAGAGACGCCACCGAGUAUCGUCUCACCGUGAGAGUCCACGACCCAGGUUUCAGCACAGAGUGCAAGGUUGUCAUCAAGGUCAUAGACGUCAACAACGAAGUGCCAAUCUUUGAGCAGAGCGAUUACGGUAGCCACACCCUCUCUGAGGACACCCCAGUAGGCCACACCCUCCUGACAGUGAAAGCCACGGAUGCUGACGACCCAGGCAGCGGGAGCUCACGCAUCGAGUUCCACAUCACCGCUGGCAACGAGGACGGAGUCUUUGCCAUGGAGACAGAGUCCAACGGAGAGGGCAGGAUCGUUCUUGUCAAGCCUCUAGACUUUGAGAUCACACCCUCCACCAGACUCCAGAUCGACGCCCGGAACCCAGAGCCCCUGAUGGCCGGAAUACAGUACGACAACCAGUCCACUGCCUUCGUCACGGUGGAGAUCAAUGAUGUGGAUGAAGCUCCGGAGUUUGACAUGGACAUUCUAGACGUGGUCCUACCAGAGAACACCAGCCUGGGAGCCUCUGUGGUCACAGUAGGGGCCAAGGACCCAGAGGGAAAACUCAUUGAAUUCAAGCUGGAAGGUGACACCAAAAGCUGGUUAGAGAUCGAUCCAGCCACAGGCGAGAUCAAGACCAAGGCCAAGCUGGACAGAGAGGUGCUGGAGGCCUUUGAUGUCACAGUCAUCGCCUUUGAAAAAGCCAAUCCCCAGCUGUCCUCGGAGUGUGUGGUCUCUGUGCGCCUGUUGGAUGUGAAUGACAACGUGCCCAAGCUUCUGGAGACCCAGGCCUUCAUCUGCGUCAAGAAGCCCAAGCCUGUCAUCCUGUCAGCCACGGAUGCAGAUAGCGCCCCCUACAGCCAGCCCUUCACGUUCACCUUCCCCCAGAGCAAAAAGUCUCCUAACUGGGACAUCAGCAGCAUUGAUGGUACAUCUGCUAAACUGACCAUGAAGAAAUCUCCAACGGAGGACAAAACCUUUGUGAUCCCCAUAAACAUUAAGGACAGCGCAGGGAUGGGCGUCACACACAAGUUUGAGGUGAGGGUGUGUAACUGUACAGAGCUGGGGUACUGUUACACCAAACCAAGUGAGCACGGCUUCAAGUACGGAAUUCCCACCACCAUCGGGAUCCUUGGCGGGACUCUGGGAUUCAUUGUCCUCCUGCUGGUCAUCGUGUUCCACCGCAUCAAGAAGGAUAACGAGAAGAGGAGACUGCAGGAGGGAGACACACAGUCCAUGCUGUAGAACAGCUGCUUGUUUAUGUUAAAAGAUAGUACACUAAAGGUUUCAUUAGUUUUAUGGAUGUUAUACACUAUAGCUUGUUAUAAUCAAGUUUUUGUUGCAGUUUAAUAACUUAUUUACCCUAAAAGUUGACAAAAUAUAAAAUAGUGAUUUAUUCAUUUAGGUAUAUAUUUCUCAUUCAUGAUUGAUGCUUUCAAACCUUCGUCUAAACUUUCUACGCUACCAGUUAGACAUGUCAGUCACACAGUGAGGGGUUUACUGUGUGUGUCUACAAGCAUCACAAAGAUGUCCUACUGUUAUUGUAAACAUUGUAAAUGUACAUUUAAUAAGUUGAUCACUGUAGAAGCUCACAGUAAUCCAGUUCUUGUCUGUUAGUUAGUGACUUGUAGCCAGGGUGUCAGCGUUCUAAAACAUGUCUGAAGUAGCACAGUAAACAUCACAGAUGUAACACCUUCAUUCUCUCCCGGAGAGGUCCAGCAUGUGGAUCUCUGAUCCACGCUCAGUGAUAAUGUGGACAGUGGGUUUCUCAAUAAAAAAGAGUUUUACCUUUG